Caenorhabditis angaria is the source of this 757-nucleotide messenger RNA. Lineage: Eukaryota; Metazoa; Nematoda; Chromadorea; Rhabditida; Rhabditidae. The record is from the annotation of a GenBank genome assembly.
AUGCCAGCUCCAUCUCAAGGUAAUUCUUUUUUUUUUUAUUGAGUCAGGGUCUUCUUUAAGUCUUCAAGUCCUUAAUUAUAGACCUUAAUCUAUAUUCUCUGUGUUACUUUUAAUAAUAUUUUGUUUUUUAGAUCAACUUAAAGAGAUCUUCAAUCUUUAUGAUGAAGAACUCGACGGAAAGAUCGACGGAACCCAAAUCGGAGAUGUCGCUCGCGCCGCCGGACUCAAACCAACACAAGCUAUGGUAGUCAAGGCUUCCGGACAAGAAUUCAAACGCAAAGGAGAGAAACGUAUCACCUUCGAAGAAUGGCUCCCAAUCUUCGAACAACUCGCCAAAGAAAAGGUAACAUUUGAUUUGAGGGGCUUUUUUGGGGCUUGAAUUUGGGAUUUUGAAAGUGGAUUUUUGAGUUUUUAUUUGUUUAGCAACUCUUUCCACUUGGGAAAAAAAGAGAUAUUUAUUUAUCUCUUAUUUUUUCAAUCAAUAAAUAUCUUGUGUGGGAGAAAACAAAAAAGAGUGUAAUAAUUUCAGGAACAAGGAACAUACGCUGACUUUUUCGAAGGAUUGAAAGUUUUCGAUAAGGACGAAUCUGGCAAAAUCUUGUGCGCAGAAGUCAGACACAUCCUUUUGGCUCUUGGUGAAAGACUCACCGCUGAUGAAGCUGAUGAGCUUCUUAAAGGAGUUGAAGAUGCCGAAGGUAUGGUCAAAUAUGAAGAUUUCAUCAAGAAGGUUUUGGCCGGACCAUUCCCAGAAGAUUAA